Molecule: messenger RNA, 1839 nt
Organism: Helicoverpa zea (corn earworm)
Lineage: Eukaryota; Metazoa; Arthropoda; Insecta; Lepidoptera; Noctuidae
Gene: CCT7
Product: T-complex protein 1 subunit eta
Exons: 13
Coding region: 127-1761 (544 amino acids)
Biological process (GO): protein folding
Cellular component (GO): chaperonin-containing T-complex
Molecular function (GO): ATP hydrolysis activity; ATP-dependent protein folding chaperone; ATP binding
Source: RefSeq, a predicted model, not a curated record
UUUUAUUGCUAAAUUCCAAAUUUUCCCCGUCUUUAGGCAGCGAAGCAAAAGUCUAGCAACUCUCUUAGUCAGCUGUCAAAGUCAUUCGGUUUUUGAGGUUUUAUUUGUGGAAAAAUCUAAGUCAAAAUGCAACCACAGAUCCUCGUGCUAAAGGAAGGGACGGACCAGUCCCAAGGCAAGCCCCAGCUCAUCUCCAACAUCAAUGCCUGCCAACUUGUAGUAGAUGCAGUCCGCACAACCCUGGGCCCUCGAGGCAUGGACAAGCUGAUCGUAGACCACAACGGCAAGGCGGUGAUCUCCAACGAUGGAGCUACCAUCAUGAAGCUCCUGGAUAUUGUGCAUCCGGCUGCUAAAACCCUGGUGGAUAUUGCUAAGUCGCAGGAUGCUGAGGUCGGUGAUGGCACCACGUCUGUGGUCAUCCUGGCUGGAGAGCUUCUGAAGAGAUUGAAGCCGUUUGUUGAAGAAGGUGUACAUCCGCGUAUUAUAAUUAAGGCUAUUAGGGUGGCGGCCAAACUUGCAGUGGAUCGCGUCAGAGAAUUAGCGGUGAAAAUUGAUAAUACGUCGCCUGAGAAACAGAGGGAGCUUCUGACCAAGUGUGCAGCCACCGCUAUGUCUUCGAAGCUGAUUCACCAGCAGAAAGACCACUUCUCCAAGAUGGUGGUUGACGCUGUACUGUCCUUGGACGCUCCACUGCUGCCUUUGGAUAUGAUCGGUAUCAAAAAAAUCUCCGGUGGUGCUCUAGAAGACUCGUUCAUGGUAGCCGGAGUGGCCUUCAAGAAGACAUUCUCGUAUGCUGGCUUCGAGAUGCAGCCCAAGAGCUAUGAGAAUUGCAAGAUUGCUCUGCUGAACAUCGAGCUUGAACUUAAAGCGGAGAGGGAUAAUGCUGAGGUCCGAGUAGACAACGUAUCAGAAUACCAGAAAGUGGUCGACGCUGAAUGGCAGAUCCUGUACGAGAAGCUCCAAGCUCUUCACGCGAGCGGAGCCAACGUGGUGCUGAGCAAGCUGCCCAUAGGAGACGUGGCCACGCAGUACUUUGCUGACCGUGACAUGUUCUGCGCCGGUCGCGUGCCUGAAGAGGACAUGCGCCGCACCCAACGCGCCUGCGGGGGCGCAGUCCUGAGCUCUGUACGAGACCUGCAGCCCUCCGCCCUCGGCACCGCCGCCGCCUUCUCCGAGCGACAGGUCGGCGGCGAGCGAUACAACAUGUUCACUGGAUGUCCGGCAGCGAAGACGUGCACCCUGCUCCUCCGCGGUGGUGCGGAACAGUUCCUGGAGGAGACUGAGCGGUCGCUGCACGACGCCAUCAUGAUCGUGCGCCGGACCAUCAAGAACGAUGCCGUCGUCGCUGGUGGAGGCGCCAUUGACAUGGAAAUCUCUAAACACCUCCGCGAGUACGCCAAGAGCGUCGCCGGGAAGGAACAGCUCCUGGUGGCAGCAGUGGCUCGCGCCUUCGAGGCAGUUCCUCGGCAGCUGUGUGAUAACGCCGGCUUCGAUGCCACAAACCUGCUUAACAAGCUGAGGAAUAAGCAUCAUAACGGCGAGGUGUGGUACGGCAUCGACAUCCAGAAGGAGGACAUCGGCGACAACUUCGUGUCGUGCGUGUGGGAGCCCGCCGUCGUCAAGAUCAACGCCAUCACCGCCGCCUGCGAGGCCGCUGCACAGAUCCUGUCCGUAGACGAGACGAUAAAGAACGUCAAAAGCGGAGACAUGCCGAUGGCCGGAGCCCCGGGACGCGGCAUGGGCCGGCCUCGCAUGGGAUAGACCAUGCAUGCAUGCACGCCUUACUCACAUACUCUUAGCUUAACGUGAAGUAUUACAGCUGUUGUUGCGUCGAAAAUA